CUCCCACCUCCCCUGAGGACGAACCCAUGUUAUUACGCACUUAUGGACGACGGCGAGCGAAGCGCUCGGAAGACAUGGACGCGGCUGCGGAGGAGAGCGCUCGCGACUUGCGAAAAGCUUAAAAGCGGGUUCCGGUGGCGAUGUUUUCAGGAAGUUUGACUCGGCUCGGAGAGAUGGACGUUUCUCGCUUUGUUUUGGUUUGGGGGAAAGUUUAGGACCGCCGGUGGACGCAAGAAACCUCACGACAACACGAUAAGCCGGAGCAAAGACGGUUGUUUUCUUUCAUACUGACGUCAGUUUGGGUCUCACGCGAAUACUCGGGAGCUGUACUUUUAAGAAUAUAGCUGCGAGGUCAAUUACUUUAAGAUGCAUGACGCUGUGACUGCAUAUUGUUUAUUUUCUGCCAGUGUCAUUAUAUUGGACUUCUGUCAGAGGUCUUUGUGCAUUCUAUUAAGUUAAUGGCCGUAUUCAAGUUGCAGUGCGAUGUAACGUUGGUGUCAUUGAAACAUAAAAAGCUCUGCAGUCUAAACUUUUCUGGACUCCAACCUGGCAACCCACAGGGGGGAAAUCUGCAAAGUUAGCAGGAAGAGAAGCCAUCAAAAUCACGGAAAUCAUUCGGUCUUUCCUCACUCAUAAAUGGAUUUCAUCAAGGCCACACGGUUAUUGUUGCACCUUGUUUGGUAGUUUUUUUUCUUAGUGCUUUUACAGAAUACAGCUCCCCGCCAUGCACGCCUGCAAACGUCGAUAUCGUGUGUGACGAAUGUGAACAUGUUUUGGAAAUUUAAGUUUUCCAAAGAUCCGCGGCUGGACCGGAGCACAGCUUUGUCUUUGGGCCGCAGCUGGAGCAGCAUCGGAAUAUUGUCUUUGUAAAAACUCACAGCUGGCUCAUGUGUGGGUUUUCACUACCUGGAAACUCUCCGUUCGUGUGGCCUCGUUCUUUUCCCGUUUAAGAAGACCGAUUACCUGGCGGGGGUCAAGCCCCGCCAUGGAGACCCCGCUCACCCCUCUCCCCGGUGUGACCGAGUCACGCUGAUGGACGUGAGCAACAGCUGGACCUACUGCGUCAUCCCUGCCGCGAGACACCGGUGACCGUGGUGGGUUGCGCGCGCAGGAGAAGUCCGCGGCGACAGGCUGUGGGCGGCAACAGACACGUUUCUGAAGACUGCUUUGCGGACCACGUACGCAAACAUCGCCACUAUGAAUGAGAGGCAGGCUCUCCACUCCAUUAUGAAAGACCUCGUCGCCCUCCAGAUGACUCGCCGCCAGCCUGUUCAGUCGUACGACACCAGCAAAGCCAAGACGCCGGCCCAGGCCAACAGACAGGACGAUGUCAGGAUAAAGUUUGAGUUCUCAGGAGAGCGGAGGAUCCUGGUUUUUGGACGGCCUGUGCAGUUUGAGGAAAUCCAGCAGAAGGUCAUGACUGUCUUUGGUCAGCAGCUUGACUUGCAUUAUAUGAAUAAUGAGUUGUCCAUCCCUUUGCGAGAUCAGGAUGACCUGGACAAGGCCAUCGACCUGCUGGACCGAAGCUCCAACAUGAAGAGCAUCAGGAUCCUGCUGCUUACUCAGGAGCACAGCAAUGCCUCCUCCCCCUCCCACCACGUUCCGAGUAAGCAGGUGAGGAUCAAGUCCUCCCAGUCCACCGGAGACGUCAGCACGGCCUACCAAUCCUCCGAGCCCAGGGGGCGCCACCUGUCUACUGGUUCUCAGAACACGGGGCGCAGCUCGCCGCCUCCCGGUUAUGUGCCCGAGCGUCAACAGAGGAUUGCUCGCCAAGGCUCCUACACCAGCAUAAACAGUGAGGGGGAGUUCAUCCCUGAGACGAGCGAUCAGUGUGUGCUGGAUCCCUGGAGCAGUGCAGAAAACUCAGUUUCUGGAAGCUGUCAGUCUCUGGACAGCAACUCAGACAGCCCUUCACUGAGGAAGUCUCGCAUGCACAGAGCCAAGAGUUACCCUGAUAACCGCCAGGAGGGCUCAGACAGGGAAAAUCAUGUGCAUGACAGGGUAGCAGGCAAAGGAGGCACCUUUCCUCGUAGGUACCAUGUCUCCCUGCACCAUAAGGACCACAGUGAAGGCCGCCGGACGUUUCCGCGCAUACGUCGCCCCCAAGGGAACCUCUUCACUCUGGUGCCGUCACGCCGGUCGCUCAAUGGCAGCGAGGAGAGUUUGGGCAGCUGGCAGCUGGUCGACGCUCAUGGCAGGCUCCGCCCCCAAGAUCGUUCUGUGGCGCACAAGUCCCCCAGUGCUCCAAUGACGUGGCGGCGGGGGAAGCUUCUGGGCCAAGGAGCGUUCGGUCGGGUGUACCUGUGUUACGACGUGGACACUGGGAGGGAACUAGCUGCCAAGCAGGUUCACUUUGAUCCGGAGAGUCCUGAGACCAGCAAGGAGGUCAGCGCUUUGGAGUGUGAAAUCCAGUUGCUGAAAAAUCUGCAUCACGAGCGUAUUGUUCAGUAUUACGGCUGCCUGAGGGACCACAAUGAGAAGACUCUCACUAUUUUCAUGGAGUACAUGCCGGGGGGUUCAGUCAAGGAUCAGCUAAAGGCCUACGGGGCGCUGACAGAAAACGUGACCCGGAAGUACACCAGACAGAUCCUGGAGGGCAUGUCCUAUCUGCACAGCAACAUGAUCGUACACAGGGACAUCAAAGGCGCCAACAUCCUGCGGGACUUGGAGGGCAACGUGAAGCUCGGAGAUUUCGGCGCCAGCAAGAGGCUGCAGACCAUCUGCAUGUCUGGAACCGGCAUCCGCUCAGUGACCGGCACCCCCUACUGGAUGAGCCCAGAGGUGAUUAGUGGAGAGGGCUACGGCAGGAAGGCCGAUGUCUGGAGCCUCGGUUGUACGGUGGUAGAGAUGCUGACGGAAAAGCCUCCGUGGGCUGAAUUCGAGGCCAUGGCGGCCAUAUUCAAGAUCGCCACCCAGCCCACCAACCCGACGCUGCCCUCGCACGCCUCCGAGCAGGCACGGGACUUUAUAAGCUGCAUCUUUGUGGAGGCCAAACACAGGCCCAGCGCAGAGGAGCUGCUCAGGCGCCCCUUCUCUCAGAUUCUGUGCUGAAGCCCGCCUGGUUUCCGUCCGUGGAACUGAUCCGGGAAAAUCAGUGUUAAACUCACCGAGCCUCUGCCGUGGCUCAGACGCUCCGCCCGCGUGCAUCCGGAUAACGAGACGCUUUGUCGGCAGCAGUCAGCGAAGCCCUGAGAAAUGUGCACCCCGCCGGGGGGGGAAAACCCGACACGGAUUAAAUCUGUGGAUGCUUCGCCGAGACGAGCGCACGUACGCACGCGCUCCAAAUCAUGCACUCCACAGGCAGCGCCCUUCAGUUCUUGCACAUGUCGUCCUCCUUCCUCAUUGUAUCCUCUCUCGUGAGGCUUCAGUGAAAAACGCCAGGAAGACCCACAGUGUCUGAAACGUUCAGCUGAGCGCCACUUUUAAGCUACAGCACCCCGCCGGUGCUAAACAGUGUUAUCAGUUGGGAUUGUUCUUUGUUCCUCAAACUUGCAUCUGUCUGGUUUUAUUCAAAGGAAAACUCCACCGGCCCAAUGAGGUUCUUCACUCGUUGUACCCUCAUUUGAACAAGAUGCACAACAGCCAACAGCCCAGUUUGUGUCUCUGCAUUACAGGGAUGUAGACGAACAUGACUGAUACAAAUAUUUGUGGAAGUUUGGUAUUUGGAAAUUUAGAAUAUUUUGAUGUGCAACAAGAGCGUGACUGCCCGAGAGGAGCCGAGUUUGAGCUCUUUUUUUUUUUAAUUGUCUUAUUCCACCUUUUUACCAAAGUGUGACUUAUCUAAGUGCCUAAGGUUACCUCAGCCCAGAAUGUGCAUCAAAAGGAGUAGAUGAAAUAUGUCAUAGACUUUUGUGACAGUUGUAAAAACAAACCAAAGAAAUUAUGCUUUUUAUAAUAUAAAAUGUAAAACUCAUUUCCUUAGUUCCUCGUUUGGAAGUGAUUUCCUUUGCCUAAGAUCUUAUUGUUGAUUUGUGUCUGGACCCAACAUCCCUGGCUGAAAAACCUUUAGUUCAGAUGCACUUUUGAUGUAAAAUUAAUGUUUUUGGAGGUUUUGUUCUCUUGACCAAAGUUUUUUUUUUUUACUUUUAAUUUAUAUUUCCAUGUCCAUCCCAAUUAGAUUUUUAUAAGCAAAACUAUUUUACAUAUGUAUAUACAUAUAUAUGUGUGUAUAUAGUACAUAUAUUAUAUUUAGACUGUGUCAAAUCUAAUGAUACUUUCAAGACAUUUUGUCAUUAAAAGUAAAUCAUUUUAGAGCAGCUGGUUUUGCAGACAUUACAGAAUGUGCAAAUGUUAAAUGGGUAGAAAACGAACUCUGGCUCUUGUUCUUGCUCACAAAAAGAAAAAAAAAACUUUCCACGCGUGCUCAGCUAUAGAUUUAAACGACAGUGUUACCUGACGGGUCACGGAAACCUUGCAUCAAUUAGCCAUACCGCUUUGACACCUUGAUUAGGUCUUAUGAAUGAAACCUUUCGAGGCCUAACUGCUGGGAUCAUUUUAUAUGGGGAUCUCAGUAUUAUUAAAAUGUAAUUAAAGGUUGUAUGCGGCCCAAAGAGGAGCAGGACCGCAACCAGUGCUGGAUUCCAGAGUUCGUUGUUCAACCCAGACGACGUCUUUGUUUUUCCCAGGGUCUAGACGAGUCCAGUAGUGAAUGGUUUUCUGGGCAAAGGGGCUGCCUUAAGGCUAACGUGAUAACUUUCAAUGGAGCCACUACUGGCUGAAGGCAGCUUAAAUGUGUACAAAUGCAAAUUGACUUAAACAGCGAGAGAAAGGACCCUGUGGUAAGCAAAUGAAUACAACAUAGUGUUUUUUUCUGUAAAUGUAAAUGUAUAAUUAUGUAUCAUGACGGGACUUGCAGUGCAAAGUCUAAUGUAUCAACUUUAUUUUACAAUAAGAAAAGAAUAGUAUGUCGCUCUCUACAAAACAAAUAAAUUGUUUUGGGUAAAAACUCCUUUCUCCCCUUGCCAGCGUGUUUAAGAGCACAGCUCCGGUCGUCCCGGCUCAUUGAGUCCAGUCAAUGAAAGACGACCUCAUUGUUGGCAGUAAUAAGCUGCUCGAUUGAUCCACUCAGUUUUUCCUCUCUCCCCCGUCAUUUUUGCUUUCUUACA
Molecule: messenger RNA, 5105 nt
Organism: Pungitius pungitius (ninespine stickleback)
Lineage: Eukaryota; Metazoa; Chordata; Actinopteri; Perciformes; Gasterosteidae
Gene: map3k3
Product: mitogen-activated protein kinase kinase kinase 3
Exons: 17
Coding region: 1198-3051 (617 amino acids)
Biological process (GO): protein phosphorylation
Molecular function (GO): protein kinase activity; protein binding; ATP binding
Source: RefSeq, a predicted model, not a curated record